AUGGCAGCCUUCCUCUCCGCGGGCCUCGGGGUACUGGCAGCUUCAGAGACCUGCCCCCUGCCCGCGAGCAGCUCCGGCUGGGAGCCCCGGCUGGCUCCCCCGUUCCCGCCCGGCCUCCCCGCCGGCUCCGCGGGGGCCCGGGCCAUGGCGGAGCCCCCCGGGCAGGGCCCCAAGAACCCGCACGUGUCCGGCGUGACGGUGCAGCUGGAGAUGAAGGCUCUGUGGGAGGAGUUCAACCAGCUGGGCACAGAGAUGAUCGUCACCAAGGCGGGCAGGAGGAUGUUUCCCACCUUCCAGGUGAAGAUCCUGGGCAUGGACGCGCUGGCCGACUAUGCGCUGCUCAUGGACUUCGUGCCCCUGGACGACAAGAGAUACAGGUACGCCUUCCACAGCUCGGCCUGGCUGGUGGCGGGCAAGGCGGACCCGGCCACGCCCGGCCGCGUGCACUUCCACCCCGACUCGCCGGCCAAGGGCGCGCAGUGGAUGCGCCAGAUUGUGUCCUUCGACAAGCUCAAGCUCACCAACAACCUGCUGGACGACAACGGCCACAUCAUCCUCAGCUCCAUGCACCGCUACCAGCCGCGCUUCCACGUGGUCUUUGUGGACCCGCGCAGGGACAGCGAGCGCUACGCCCACGAGAACUUCAAGUCCUUCGUCUUCGCCGAGACCCAGUUCACGGCCGUGACGGCCUACCAGAACCACCGGAUCACGCAGCUGAAGAUCGCCAGCAACCCUUUCGCCAAGGGCUUUAGAGAGAGUGACCCAGACUCAUGGACCGCGUCUGCACAGCCCCUGCUUGGCGUCCCCGCCCGGAGCCGCAGCGGCCUUGGCCCCUGCCCCCUGACAGGCUCCACGGAGCAGGAGAGAGAUUCCAGCAAAGCUCCAGCUCUCGCCGCCAGGACCCCCGCUCAGCUCCACCCCCCGCUGCUGGCCACCCCGGAGGCUCUGCUGGCCCCUGCCGCCCACCGGGCUCUCGCCUACCAGGACCUGUACCCCGGAGCCUCAAGCUCUCUGGGGAUCCCAAGGGCCCGGCCCACACCGUAUCCCCUCCCCAGCAUCCAGGCUGGCAGGGAUGAGGGGGGCCUGCGCCUCCAAGCUGGGCUGGGGCUCCUGUCCCCCACUGCCACGUGCCUGAGGUCCCACCAGGACCCUCAGUGA
This is a messenger RNA of Pipistrellus nathusii (Nathusius's pipistrelle), 1158 nucleotides long. The record is from the annotation of a GenBank genome assembly. Lineage: Eukaryota; Metazoa; Chordata; Mammalia; Chiroptera; Vespertilionidae.